Messenger RNA from Zychaea mexicana, 1695 nucleotides. Its product is annotated as armadillo-type protein. Gene Ontology annotation, biological process: NLS-bearing protein import into nucleus. NCBI's taxonomy places the organism in Eukaryota, Fungi, Mucoromycota, Mucoromycetes, Mucorales, Lichtheimiaceae. The record is from RefSeq and is a predicted model, not a curated record. The transcript is spliced from 5 exons. Gene Ontology annotation, molecular function: protein binding; nuclear import signal receptor activity. The coding region runs from base 1 to 1695 and encodes 564 amino acids. Gene Ontology annotation, cellular component: cytoplasm; nucleus; nucleoplasm.
AUGGAUCCAAACGCUUCAGAAGGACGUCGUAAUGCGUACAAAGCCCGAAGUCAUUUCAAACCAGAAGAAGUUCGACGUCGGCGUGAAACAGCGCAAGUGGAGAUUCGCAAGCAGAAAAAGGAAGAGAAUCUUGCCAAACGUCGUAACCUAAAGAUCGAGAACCUAGAAGCUGACUCGGACGAUGAUGUCGAUAUUGGUGAAUUGGAUGUUUCUCUUUUAGAGAUUUUGCCAGGUCUUGUACAAAACGUUUAUUCGGCUAAUGUGGAAGAACAAUUGGGAGCAACGCAACAGUUCCGAAAGUUACUGUCAAGAGAAAAGAAUCCACCUAUUGAACAAGUGAUUGCAUGUGGUGUGGUGCCUCGGUUUGUCGAGUUUUUGCGUUCUGAGCAUACAGUGUUGCAGUUUGAAGCAGCAUGGGCACUGACCAACAUUGCAUCCGGAUCGUCGCAACAGACUCAAAUUGUUAUUGAGGCAGGCGCUGUGAUUUUUUUUAUUGAGUUACUGGGUAGUAAUGUUCAGGAUGUCAAGGAGCAGGCAAGUAUUAUCUGUGCUGUUUGGGCUUUGGGUAACAUUGCAGGUGACAGUCCACGCUGUCGUGAUUAUGUGCUGGAAAACGGGGCAUUACCCGCUUUGAUGCGUAUCUUUCAAGAAGAAACCAAAAUCUCCAUGCUGCGCAACGCUACAUGGACACUGUCCAACUUUUGUCGCGGCAAGAACCCACAACCUGACUGGAACUAUAUUGCGCCAGCAUUGGAUGUUUUAUCGCGAUUGAUUUACACGACAGAUGAAGAAGUGCUUAUUGACACAUGCUGGGCCAUUUCAUACUUGUCUGACGGCGCCAAUCAUCGCAUCCAAGCCGUGGUUGAGUCUGGUGUCUGCGGUCGUCUUGUCGAACUAUUAGGCCACUCAUCCACAUCCGUGCAAACACCGGCAUUACGAUCCGUUGGCAACAUUGUCACUGGUGACGACACACAGACGCAAGCCAUUAUCAACUGUGGCGCUAUACAAGCCCUGAUGCACUUGCUCGGCAGUCCCAAAGAAGCGAUCCGCAAGGAAACUUGUUGGACAAUUUCCAACAUCUCAGCUGGCAACACACAGCAGAUCCAAGCAAUCAUUGACGGCGGACUGAUUCCCUUCUUGGUACAAAUUCUAGCCAUCGGUGACAACAAGACGCGUAAAGAGGCCUGUUGGGCCAUUUGCAAUGCCACCUCUGGAGGGCUUCAAGAGUUACCACAAAUCAAAUAUUUGGUAGAUGCAGGAUGUAUCAAACCUCUGUGCGAUAUUCUGAUGGCCAUGGAUAACAAGAUUACACUUGUUGCGUUGGAUGGAUUGGAGAAUAUUUUGCGUGCGGGUGAAUCUGAGCGGAUGCAUUCGACAGACGGUCUGAACCCUUAUGCACUCUUGAUUGAAGAAAGCGGCGGUGUCGAUCAUAUCCAUGCUCUCCAAUCGCAUGACAAUGACGAGAUCUACAAAAAGGCAUACAACAUCAUUGACAAGUUCUUUAGUGAUGAAGAUAAUGAAGAGGAUCCGACGGUCGCUGCUGCCGGUGCGGCCAUGGUGUCCGAGAUGGAGGGAAGUAAUCAAUUUGCGUUUCAGACAAUGCAGAUGCCACAAGGUGGAUUUAACUUUGGUGGUGGUAUGCAACAGCCAGACCAGCAACAACAACAACAACAACAGCAGCCACCAUCGUCAUAA